AUGCAGACGCAGGUGCUGCUCCCCCCCGCCCCUUGUCUCCGCCAGCCACCUGCCGCCGGCGAGCCCCGGUGCGCGCAUCUCCGCCGCCGCCGCCGCUGCCCCGUAGCAAAAUCCUCCCUCCCGCUUGCUUCCUCUCCCCGCCCCACGCAUUUGAUUCAAUUUCCCUCCCACUUGGAGCCACCGAAUUCAAGCGUAGAAAGCAAUUAAAUCCUGCCAAAACUAGCAGCGCCAAUAUCCUAGGCGGCGCUCCCCUCUCCUCCCAGCUCGAGGCAGCCGACCCAGCGCAGCCGCCGCCCUCUGUCUCUGCGCAGUGGCGGCCGCGCCGCCCUCUGCCUCCACCACCACCAUCUGCUGGAGCGUCGCCGCACCUCUCACCUGUCCUGGUCGGGGUGGAGCGGAGCGGGUUUCGCCUUCUUCUUGGUAGGAGGAAAUCCUAGCUCUGCGCUUCUUGCUUCAAUUGGAUGGUGGAUUUGAUUCACUAGCUGCUGGAACAGAGUUGGUCACUUUUGGUCCAAUUCAAAAAAACUCAAAUCUCCCUCCCUCUCAGAUUGCUGCGGGCCAUUAUCCCGCUCCAAUCCAUCCGUCCAUGGCCCGCGUGGGCUCGUCUUCCUCAGGGCGCGGUGUGGAUAUGCCCACGCAAGUUGAGAGCAUCUUUGAGCAAUUGAUCAGCAAGAUAGAAGCUGCAGAUUUUGAUCCGCGACCCUUGUUGAAACAAUGUCAUGCGUUAGGCCGCUAUGAACCGAUCAAGCGGAAUGUAUACCACAUUAAGAGACGCACUGAAGAUUAUGGCAUUUUCUGUUCUUGCAAGCCUUCGUCUGGUUCAUCAGUUAUGUGUGGCAAAGACUGCCAUUGUGGGAUGCUGUUCUCUUGUUGUUCAUCAAGCUGUGAAUGUGAUAACACUUGUGCCAACAAACCAUUCCAGCACAGACCUCUGAAGAAUACCAAAUUGAUUAAGACAGAGAAAUGUGGAUUUGGAUUGGUAGCUGAGGAUGAAAUAAAGAAAGGAGAAUUUGUUGUAGAAUAUGUGGGGGAAGUUAUUGAUGACAGAACAUGCGAGAAAAGAUUAUGGCAAAUGAAAAGGCUGAGUGACACUAACUUCUACCUUUGUGAGGUCAGUAGCAAUAUGGUCAUUGAUGCUACAGACAAGGGAAACAUGUCCCGAUUUAUAAACCAUAGUUGUGAACCAAACACAGAGAUGCAGAAAUGGACUGUUGAUGGAGAGACCAGAGUUGGAAUCUUUGCUCUUCGUGACAUAGAGAAAGGGGAGGAGCUGACUUAUGACUAUAAAUUUGUCCAGUUUGGAGCAGAUCAAGAUUGUCAUUGUGGAUCUUCAUACUGCCGAAAAAUGCUUGGAACAACAAAGUCACUCAACUCACUGCUUCUUCGAAAUGGCUAUUCAGUUAACUCACAUAAUCAGUAUGUCAAGAAGAAAAAAAGGAAAACAAGGCGUGAGAAUUGCAUUCAACAGUUUCUUCGUUUGUGGCAUCCACGGCAACAAAUGUAUGUUGGAUGUUGGAUAAUUGACUUUGAUCAAGAAACUAAAAUACAUACUCUGCAGUUUACCGACCUCCAUGUCGAGAAGUUUAAUUUGAAAGAAGAAGAGUGGCACUUCUUACUGGUUGAUUCAUCAGAUGAAGAGUGAUCAUUACUGUCACAUUCUAUUGGACCAUCAUGGUUCGCUUGGCUGCCAUCCUGAUUUCGGUUCGUUUUGCAGAACUGGCGGGCAGUUUUCUGCCAUUUGGAGUCUACUGCAACCCUGAUGCUGCCAUUUGGAGUCUACUGCAACCCUGAUGCUUGAGACAAGCUUGUGCGCGCUCGGGCAUCCUACGCUGUAACUGCUGAUUCCCAUUGCCAAACUGAACCACACCCCUCGAUUGCAUUGUUCGCUGAGUACCACAAGAUGCUCGGAAACAGAAUAAAGUCUUUGGUGAUUUUGGUGUACCAACGUCGUUGUGUUGCGUGCCGUGGAAGUGUGCUUGAUAUGUCGGCUACUGUCAAUAGAAAUGUCGGUUGUGCUUGUUGUCUUGCAGUGGCAUCCUGUGACGAAACAUGAGGAGGCAUUGUCGAAGUGAUCUGUCUCCCUGACUGCUGCCUGUUCGAUGCAUCCCUGGGAUAAACCAAAUUAAAUAGGCUUGCUGGGUAUGUAUAAGAGGCAGUAGUGUGCUAGCUAGUCUUGUUAACGGAGCUUUUAUGUGCUUUUUUUCCUGUUUUGUUGUCUACUACGGAAUGUUUCAAAUACUGAUGAUUUGUUGCUAAUGAAAUACAUGCAUUGUGCCUCUC
Molecule: messenger RNA, 2280 nt
Organism: Panicum virgatum (switchgrass)
Lineage: Eukaryota; Viridiplantae; Streptophyta; Magnoliopsida; Poales; Poaceae
Product: histone-lysine N-methyltransferase ASHH3-like
Exons: 12
Coding region: 587-1642 (351 amino acids)
Biological process (GO): regulation of DNA-templated transcription
Cellular component (GO): chromatin; nucleus
Molecular function (GO): protein binding; histone H3K36 methyltransferase activity
Source: RefSeq, a predicted model, not a curated record